Messenger RNA from Anopheles bellator, 4328 nucleotides. Its product is annotated as tyrosine-protein phosphatase vhp-1-like. The transcript is spliced from 4 exons. Bases 1362 to 2570 code for a protein of 402 amino acids. The record is from RefSeq and is a predicted model, not a curated record. Gene Ontology annotation, cellular component: cytoplasm; cytosol. NCBI's taxonomy places the organism in Eukaryota, Metazoa, Arthropoda, Insecta, Diptera, Culicidae. Gene Ontology annotation, molecular function: MAP kinase tyrosine/serine/threonine phosphatase activity; protein tyrosine/threonine phosphatase activity. Gene Ontology annotation, biological process: negative regulation of MAPK cascade; protein dephosphorylation.
CGCAGCAGUUACAAACGCGCAAAGGACGUGUAAUUUCGUUUGUUCGCCCGUUUCGAUUCCCGCUGGUUAGGAUUUAUUUGUCCUUUCCGUCCGACCAUCUUUUCUCUUCGAACGUUGUGGAUUUCUUCAUAGUGCUGGCAGAGAGAAUAUUUCUUCAGCUGUUUCGUGAGUUUUAGCCGAAAAACAAAACCACGCUUCCGGAAUAUCGGUGCUGAAGGGGUCACAUUGUGCGUAGAGUAACAGCGUAAUGUCAUAAAAGCCAAACAUCUUCUUCUGUCGAGCGUAAGUGGCCGUGCGAAUCUGAUCGCUUUACGUGAAUUCGUAAGCGACAGUGCGCGAGUGAGAAAGAAAGAACUAAACGUAAAAGCUUACGGGUGAAGUGAGAGAACCUGCAGCAAGCUGAUGAUUCAGCCACUGCAUUGUCGGUGCGCGCUGUGAAUGUGUACUGUUCAUCACAGAAAACCACAACGAAGUAGGAAUAUCGGUCCUCUGAGUGUUGCUGCCGGGAAACAAUAGUAUAUAUAUCAAAAGUGUAUAGAAAUCUUCAGUUAUAGUGUUCCGAUUAUUACGGUCCUGACACGCGAGUUACUGUGUGGCGGGCAGAUGGUCCCACCGUGCAAAAUAUCUGCAAUGAUAAGCCUCUUCAAGUUCCCAAAUUACUACGCCUAGCUGGGCUUUGCCGAAAAGUAAACAGAAAACACCUGCGUUUAGUGUCCGUACUGUAAGACAUCAAAUUACAGAAAUAUAACCACCACACCCCACACAGUCGAGGUUUUACGUAAGCGUAAUUAGUUGAGUUGCACAUGUUAAUUUAUGCACAUCGUUGGAGCGUUGUUAAAGCAUUGAAAUUCGUAUGAAUGCGCUUCUGUGCAUCCAUCUGCGUUUUAUGCAGUGCCAUUGCACGUACGUUUGAUAGUGCUGCGGCGCACCUGACGAUCAUCGCCCCCUGUCUUUCGUUUGACCAAACAAAAAACAACAAUACAACGAGUGUAGCAGAGUGCGAUUGGAAAAAAUAAUAGAAAGCGCGCGCAUGUGUAUGUGCAUGAAUGCGUGCUCGCAAGUGCAACUGUAGCAUUGUGAAGUUAUUUGGCGGGUAAUCUACUAGUUACACUGUAUUCGUCGUGUUCGUGUUCUAUUUGCACGCUAAAUGCAGUUUUUGAUGCAGAGCAGGAUUUCCUCCCCAAAACCUUCCCGCAAGGCUUAGCUAAUUGUUUGCGCAAGUUGGAAAAUUAUACAUGAAAGUGAAAUAAGUGCUACGAAAUCGUGGUGUGCGGUUCGAGUACAGACUGCGAGACUUUGAUUCGUCGGUAACAGCAGAACCGGGUAAUCCCGGAACCAAUUACUUCAAAACGUCCAGCAAAAUGAGGAUGAAACAUAAAUCUCCCUGCCUAAUGCUCCAGUUAAUACCAUCGGAUAAUCGUGCCAUCCAUGGUCAGCACAAACGGCACAAAGAUAGCUGCGAUGAUUCAUCGAUCGCGUCAAGCACCCGAGUUCCCUUAGCACGCAGCUGCUCUAGUCCCGCCGUAUCAUACGACAUUGAGUCUCAUCCUGCCUCGCUGUUGUUUCCCCACCUCCUUCUCGGGAACGGUCGGGAUGCGAUUGAUCCAUCAACUGUGGGAGCCAACUGCAUACUUAACGUCACUUGCCAGCAACCGACUGGUCAGCUUAAGCCCGGUCUCAAGUACAAACAGAUUCCGGCCAGCGACACCCCGCACCAGAACAUCAAGCAGUACUUUCAGGAAGCGUUCGACUUCAUCGAGGAGGCGCGGAAAAAGGAAUCCACCGUACUACUACAUUGUCAAGCGGGUAUUAGUCGCAGUGCCACCAUUGCGAUUGCGUAUGUAAUGCGCUACAAGGAACUAUCACUGCUAGAAGCUUAUCAGCUGGUUAAGCGGGCUCGCCCGAUUAUUUCUCCCAACCUUAACUUUAUGGGGCAGCUGCUGGAACUGGAGCAAAACCUAAUAGCGGACGGGAAGCUAGAACCACCGCCACCAUCACCGAUCAUAUCGCCCAGCCAGCCACCAUUCUUCUUGAUCGACAACUGUAGCAAGUACAACUCCUUAAGUGAGGUGACAACACGCCGCCAGCCCAAUGGAAACGAUGAACUGUCUACUCACGGGAACAAUGGAGGCGAUAACGAGGACUGUAAAAACAACAACCGAGACAGCGGCUGCAGUGUUGCCAGCAACAGUUCAACCAGCUCUGGCACCAGCAGUAGUAGCUGCAGCAGCAGUGGCAGUAGGGCCAGAUUACCAUGCGGUUUUCGCAACGGUUUCAACGGAAUUCGGUUCCCGCCACGACUAACACUGAAACUGCCGACCUCACCAACUUCAUCACCACCUUCGCCCUCGUUGUCGUCGCCAUCGUCACUAUCUUCCUCCUCUUCGACUGUCUCGUCCCGUGUGUCCUCCUCUUCCUCGACUCCAUCACCAACGCUUGGUAUUACGCCAAUGCAACCCAUCUGCAGUAGCAGUAGCCAUACGGGUGUUAGGAACUCUACCUUCGGCAGUGCCAGACCUUCCAACAUUGCUGCAUGCUGUAUGCACGAGCGCAGCACCAAUGCAUCUUGACUCCGUUUCUAGCGGCGAGCCAAUGCCUAGCGGAAAUGAGUUCAUCGAGGUCCUACAGUCACUCGUAUAAGUGAGUUAAUGAUAAGCUAGCGGAAGAGAUCCUAAUUAAACUAAACGUUGCGUACUUCUGUUGCGUAAAUACGCAUGAAAGAGUUGAUUCGGAAGGAUUCGUGAGUUAUCAAAUAUUUUCGAUGCUGCUCUUACGGACAAAGAUGACCAAAAUGAACCACUGUUUGCAGACAGUAUAGUAUGUGAACCGGAUACAAAAGAAAAAUAGAUGGUAGUUAAGGUUGCGUGCAUAUGCUUAGAAAUCCGUGUGAUAAAAUUGUUCCAUGUACGAAGCACAAUCGCAAACUCUGCUUUCAACCGACAACGGUCGUUCCGUUGUUCAUCUUCCGUAAAAGUAAGCUGUAGACACCAUCAACAGCUUACCACUAUAACGUUUUUUUAAAUGUAAAUAAUUCUACACUUUGUGAUGACUCACAAUCUACACCCUCCGUACAUUUUAACAGUUUCAGAUACCUAAGUUAAGGCUACCUAAUUUUAUAGUUUUCUAGCCAAAUAUUGUGUUUGAUGUAGACUAUAUCUUGUUUCGUGAUUUCCUGGUAUGUGUUCGUUGUAUCGAUUUGGUAACUUCAUACAUGAAUUGAUUAUAUCUUGCCUGACUAACAAAAGGGAGAACUAAUGCGGCUUAAAAGUAAUGCCAGUAAAACUCAUAUCGAACAACGUGCGCCAUCGUAAAUGAACUAGUUGUGCAAUUGUAAUGGAAAAACACUCACACGUUGGAGUUACAAAAAAUAUUCGACCCGUGGUUAGCUGAUACAGAAUUAGGUAUGAGGAAAAACUAAAUUUAGUAACAGAGACUUAUUCUUAUAGGCAGUAGUUGACAGAUUCUUGGCAGUUUUGCAUAAAUUUGAAAACAAUAAAGGUUAUACACUCUAAACUUCACUCUUUUGUAAAAUAAGAGAGCAACUCACCCGUGUCAGAUGCAUUUAAUUUACAAUCAAUGAAGCCAUAACCGCUCCACAAUCCUGGUCAGCAAUUUAGUUUCCAAAUUGAACAAAAUAUUUAUAUCAGUCUCUCAGUUCCUCGUCCCUUCCGGCAACGCGCGAUGUAUUGAUAUCUGAAUGCACUACAUGAACCAUAAAUUAAUAGAGAACAAUCGACAAUAGAUAGAUGAUACAGUCUAGCAGUAAAGUAUAAAUAAAAUGGAAACAGUAGCAUAGCAAAGAUAUGUAAUAUAAAAGCGUACCUUACGGUUGAUGUACAGGGUUUGUAUCAACACGAGCACGAUGAAUAUAUUUAAGCCGAGCAACCUUCAAUCAAACAUCCAUAUACUUGUAACGAAAACUGAAUCAUAUGUUGUUCAGAAUCAAAAUCAAUAGGACCAACUAUUCCGAUGUCACAAAACUAAAAAAGAAACAGUAGCACAUUCGUUUAAAAAAACGACAAUGACGACGAUAUCAAAAACGUACCCCACACAAACCUGGGUUUGAUUGUGUUAUAUUUGAUUGACGUUAAUAGUCUUCAAAGUUCCAACAACACAGAAAAACAAAUGCUAGUCUUAUUUGCUAAGUUAAAUAUAACCCACAAGGGCACCGAUUAUUAUUAAUGAUAAUAUGUACCGAAUGUUAACAUUAUUUUCAAUUCAUUUGAAUACUAUUUCAUUGCAAUUGCUGUAAACCUUACAACUGACGAGCGUAUUUGAGAGUUGAACUUGGAAAACACAAGAAUAUAGUGGAAAUAAAAGGAAAUUGU